UAAGUGUGUGGCUUUAUUAUGUAUGUCUGCCCUCACAAAGCCAACUUUCCCCAAUGAUACCAUGUCAACGAUGAUGAAUGCAUAGACCAAGCAUAGCUGCUGGUGCUGACUCUACUGAGGACUUGCUAGUUUAAUUUUUUGUUCAAGCAAUUCUUCCCAGGAACUACCCAGAGCAGACUGCUAUAGGUUGUUGCUGCAUGUCUCCCCACACUCUUAUGCGUAGCUGUAUUUUAGCCAUUGCAAGGUGGAUGUGUUUCAGCCAAUGAUUGUUUUCAUGUGCAUGCUAUACCAAGAAAAGCCUUUCAGUUGGAGCACCGAUGUGAAUGGUUCACUCCUUAUCCGAUCUUUCCUUCUUCCUCCCAAAAGUACAUAGAAAUGAGACAAGAUGGAAAGGGGGUGGCAACUAGUAAGCUUUGGAAAGUACGUUCUUUCUGAUGAAAAGAAAAGAUGUUUAACACAUACUUCAUGCAUAAAUCUUUCUUUUCUUUAGUGCUGUCCAAAUACUAGAUAUGUGUACCAUGUGUAUGAGCAGCGUGUACAAAUAUUGGAUCUUUGGAAGAGAAGGCAUGGCAGUUUUGAGCCCUGUUUCUCCAGGACUUGCAGGAAAUCGUGUUCUAUGCCGCCUGGCACUUUCAAGUACAUAAUCAAUCUGUCUCCUUCUACGUACAAGUUAAGCUAAGGCAACGUGGGUUAGCAUGUAGAUUGUUGAUAAUUACACGCAAACUGUCAGAAAUUCGCCUCUAAAAAUAGUUGCAAAGAAUUAUCUCCGAAAACAAUAACACCUUUUUGCCUCAAUUUCUGGUUAAAGAUUUGUAAAGUUGAGAUGCCAACUCCUUGCCUUUAUCACCAUAAAGGGGCAUGCUCGCAUCAUACAUCAAUAGUUCGUUCUCAUAGAAUGCUUGGUCUUCACAACCGCAAAAGGAUUUCCCCUACAAAAUCUGCAUUUUAUGGUAUUGAAGUCCAUAUGGAUAUAGGGAAGUUCAUCUUGGUUGUACUUUCGUUGGCUCUGGUUUUCGGCAGUUUCGAUUACCAAGAGAGCGAGUUGGCCUCCGAGGAGAGCCUGUGGGACUUGUAUGAGAGAUGGACGAGCCACCACAUUAUUUCGCGUGACCUUAAGGAGAAGCAAAAGCGUUUCAAUGUGUUCAAGGAGAAUCUGAAACAUAUCCACAAGGUGAACCAGAUGGACAAGCCGUACAAGUUGAAACUGAACAAGUAUACCGAUAUGACUAACCAUGAGUUCAUGAGUACAAGGAGCUCAAAGGUUAGCCAUUACCGGAUGUUCCAUGGUCCAAGGCGGGUGACUGAGUUCAGACAUGAGAAGACUGACAUCCUUCCUCCCUUCAUUGAUUGGAGGAAAAAGGGUGCAGUUACUGGUAUCAAGGACCAAGGCAAAUGUGGUAGCUGCUGGGCAUUUUCAACUGUAGUUGCAGUGGAGGGCCUAAACAAAAUCAAAACAGGUGAGCUUGUGAGUUUAUCUGAACAAGAACUAGUUGACUGUGAUAAGGAGAACCAAGGUUGUAACGGAGGAUUGAUGGAACAAGCAUUUGAGUUCAUUAAGCAAAGUGAUGGACUAACAACUGAGAAUAAUUACCCCUACAGAGCCAAAGAUGAGAUCUGUGACUCAUCCAAUUUGAAUGGUCCUGUGGUGGUCAUUGAUGGCUAUGAAAUGGUGCCAGAAAAAGAUGAAAAGGCUCUGAUGAAAGCUGUUGCAAACCAACCUGUGUCUAUUGCUCUAGAUGCUGGUGGCAAGGAUAUCCAAUUCUACUCAGAGGGGGUGUUUACUGGAGACUGUGGCACUGAGCUGAACCAUGCUGUGGCAGUGGUAGGAUAUGGAGCAACCCUGGAUGGGACAAAGUACUGGAUAGUGAAGAACUCGUGGGGCCCUGAGUGGGGAGAGCAGGGUUACAUAAGAAUGCAACGAGACAUUGAUGCGGAAGAAGGGCUGUGUGGUUUAACUUUGGAAGCCUCUUACCCUGUCAAAUUGCAGUCUAACAACAUUAGAAAAGCUUCCCGCGAGGCCAAGGAUGAACUGUAAUUCAGAAUAGCAUCGUUAUGAUGAUAGUUGCAUAAAAUGUCUCGCCACCAAUUAGGUGCUUCUGCGUGAAGUUGUGUAUUAUAUACAACGACUUGUUAUUGUGAAAUGCUUUGAAAUGAUAAUAAAACCUG
Molecule: messenger RNA, 2166 nt
Organism: Theobroma umbraticum
Lineage: Eukaryota; Viridiplantae; Streptophyta; Magnoliopsida; Malvales; Malvaceae
Product: vignain-like
Biological process (GO): proteolysis
Molecular function (GO): cysteine-type peptidase activity
Source: RefSeq, a predicted model, not a curated record